ACCCCCGGGCCAUGGCCCGGCCCCAGCGAGCCCUCGGCGAGGCGGGGCUCAGGCUGUGGCCGGCCCCGGAGAGCCGGGGGGAGGCAGCGGGCGGCGGGGCCCGGGCAGGUGCGGCCCGGAGCGCUGCUCUCCGUGGCCCCUGUGACAGGGCGGGCCGCCUCAGCCAGGCCGGGAUUACCCGAGCGGGAGAGCCCUGGAGCUGCUGCGCCGCUGGUGGCAUUUUGCUCCGACGCCUCGCUUGUGGGCUGGGAGGUGGCUCGGAGCGAGGCGGUGUCUGCUGGGGGGACCGGGGACCGCUCGGGAGCAGGGGUGAGACCUCUCGUACAGGGUCAGCCCUGACCGCGGCUCGCUUCCCCACGGAAGGAGGGCGAGCGCCGGCCUUCGCAGCUGCCCCUCGGCCCUGAGCCCGGCGGGUCACCCUGCACCGCCCAGCAGCCACAGCUGUUCCAGGGAAUGCUUCCAGGAACGCGGCGCAAUUUAAGUGAGGAGUGCUGGGAAAUGAUUUCCUGCCGUGCCCGCUGAGGGACGCCAGCGGCUGUCGCGAUAGUCGCAGUGCGGUCACUGUAUCCUGACGGGGCUAACUCAGCUCUUCCACACUGACUGGGGCUGGGCAGUGAAGGAGAUCCAAAUAAACCUGCCACAAGUUUGCCAAAAUCAGUGAAACCUGUGAUCCUUUGAAGUUUUGAGGAGAUUUAGUUUUUUAACUGAGUAGAUCAACUUUGAAAGAACUGAAAAGCAGAUGAAAAGGUGGUUGUGAAAAUUUAAUGAAAAAAUUUAAUGAAAAUUAUACCUACAUGCCAUCAUUGACACCUUAAUUGUAAUUCAGGGUGAAACUUUAUGUACAUGGCUUCGCAUAUCUGAGAUUUUUCACCCUUUGGAAAAUCUGGGCAAAGAUAACUAGAGCUGAAGUCUGUUGUGAAUGAUAAAGCUCCACAGGUCGAUUGAGUGCUCAAGAUGUGGACAGCAUGGCUGGGAAAAGGCAGAAAUUUAGCUGUGUAUCAUGGCAGAAUAUGCAGGGAAACAUCACAGCAAAAACACUGUUUUCAUGUAACAUUGCAACAGCAUUUCUGUCUUUAAUUAUUGCAAAGAAAUGUGAAGCCUAUGAUGUGAUGUUGAGGCAAAGUCUUGUGCCUGAUGGGCAGCCUCUUGCUAUUAAAUGUUCACUGGAAAAGAGCUUGAAAAAUGGAGACUACAACUUAACGUGGUAUAAAGUUGGUAACCAGACAGCUGUGCCUAGAGACAAACUGUCUAGAGUUCAUCAGCAGAAGAAUUUAAUUUGGUUUCUUCCUGCAAUGUUAGAAGAUUCUGGAGAUUAUGAAUGUGUCAUAAGGAAUUCGACAAGCUGGAAGAAAAUGUGUACAAAAGUAACAGUAUUUAAGAGGAUUGAUGGUUUAUGCUUAAAUGAAAAAUUUGCUGUAGAGGAGGUGAUAUUCACAUCAUACUCUGCAAAGAUUGUGUGUCCCCACUUGGAUUAUUUCAGGAAAGAGAAGAAUAUUCAGCCUGUUCGUUGGUAUAAGGACUGCCAGCUGCUGGAAGGAAAAAGGUUUACCCUUUCAAACAGUGACCUUAUAAUUUUCAAUGUGACUGUACAUGAUCGAGGGAACUAUACGUGUGAAACAACAUAUACCUACAAUGGGAAACAGUAUAACAUUUCACGAGAUGUCAGUCUGGUUGUAGAAGUGACCCCACCAAACAAGCCUCCAGAAAUAACUUACCCAAGAAACAACUCCAUUGAAGUGGAACUCGGCUCACAGGUUACUGUGGAUUGCAAUACAACAGGUGCUGAUGGGUAUGAGGUGUACUGGACAGGCAACGGUGUAUAUAUUGAUGUAUUUUAUAUGAGCAGAAUUUUUGCAAGUCCCUAUGAGGAAGAAACUUCUUACGAUGGGCGGCCUAUGCAUUCUGUAAAGCUAAUAAUUUCAGAAGUGAGCAGUGAAGAUUAUGAACAGCCUUUUGUCUGUCAAGCUUCAAAUGCCUUUGGACAAGUUGCAUCCUAUAUUAUAUUAAAACACAGAGUUCCUGACAUACGAAGAUGGCUGACUGCAGGGCUUGUCUCUUUGUUAGUGUUAACAUUUUUUUCUUUAAUAAUCUACAAGAUUUUCAAGAUUGAUUUGGUGCUUUGGUAUCGUAACUCUGUCUCUGCCCUUACAAGUAAGGAAGAUGGGAAAAUCUACGAUGCAUAUGUCCUGUACACGAAAAGCAGUGAAGGCAGAAGUACCUGUUGUCUGGAAACCUUUGUUAGUAGGAUACUCCCAGAUGUUUUAGAAAAACAGUGUGGAUAUAAACUUUUCAUAUUAGGAAGGGAUGAUUUACCAGGAGAAGCUGUGGUCAGUGUUGCUGAUGAAACCCUUAUGCAAAGCAGAAGACUGAUGAUUAUUUUGGGAUCAGAAACAUCUAGGUGCUGCCUGUUAGAAGACACCUCUGAGCAACAACUAGCUAUGUAUAAUGCUCUCAUCCGUGAUGGGAUUCAAGUGAUUCUUAUAGAAAUGGGUGAAAUACAGGACUACACAAGCAUGCCAGAAUCAAUCAGGUACAUUAAGCAAAAACAUGGAGCUAUUCAAUGGAAAGGGGACUUCACAGAGAAAUCUUGUUCAGCAAAGACAAGAUUCUGGAAAAACGUGCGCUAUCAAAUGCCAUCCAGGAAAAAGGUACCUUAUUCUGAAGUGCAUUUGUUGCACCUAACUUCAAACAGUUCUGCAGCAAAGGGAAGUUAAGAAGCACUUGUUUAAAUAAUACUAAGAAGGCAAUUUUGAUUUGGAUGUUUCUUGCACAGUCUUUAUACUACAAAGUAGAUGUUUUCUUCAAGGAAUAUAAACUGCUCAUGUCUUCCAUAAAUUACACCUUAAAAGAAAAAAACUGUGCAACUUCAUUGCUGUUACGGGUUUUGGAUAGUGACACAGUUUGUUGUGUUAGUCUCCAUCAAAUAUUAUAAGUAAACAUGGUGACGGUGAUAGGCUAUUAAGUAGCUGUGGUCCGCCUAAAUGUUGUAUGAAGAAACAGUUGUGAAGUCCAUUUUUUAAAAAUCAAAACUGCAGUUGAUAAAUUAAAAGUCUAUUUCUAUCAUCAGCAUUUUCCUAGUCUUUCUGUUCCAAUUGUUGUUGCCUCUCCAUGAUUGACUGAUUUCCUUAUUGUUGCAAGAAUCUGCUCUGUGCAAGCUUUGUCUUCUGAUCAACAGACCUUACUCUUGCUUCUUGAAAGGGUUGGGGAAAUACAUGACAUAGCAGGUAUAUUUAAAACUCACCACAACACUAAAUGUGUUUCUGCUGAACAGUUGGUACCAAAUGUGUUCAGCAAAUGGAAGGGAAUGAAAUCGGUGGAUUUUUAGACUGUUGAACAAUUCUGUGAUAUCUGGUGUAUGUUUUCUUUUUAAACUUAGUCUCUUGUAAUGCUUAGGAAACUGAAAAUAGUUUGUGUAUCUUGAAACGGGAAGCUUUCUAGACUGUGCUGCUACUCUGGAAAGCAGAUGUUCUCAUGAUGUGUCCCAGCUGUACUAACUGCAUGCAUGGAAAUUCACUGAGAAUCUAUUGAAGAACUGUGCUUGGGCUGGGUAUCCUGGAGAAUGGAAAGUUGCCAGUUCAGAAAGAUGACCAAAUUCUAAAGGCAAGAAAUGGUAUCUCAUCUACUCAUGAAAGAAAAAAUUAGAGUUAUGACAAACUGCUGAAGAGUAGCUUGGUAUUUCUGGACCCCAAUCCACUUUCUGUUUGCAUCACUGUGAGAAAAUUACAUGCUUCCUUUUCAAGGUGGUCUGAAGUAGCAGGAGUUUUCACUCUCCAGCCUUGAGGAACAUAAUUUGAAUGCAAAUAAAAUUUUUGCUUGCUUUUUAAAAGUUAUUUUCUGAUGUUAUGUAGGAUCUAACAUAAUUUUUAUUGCCAGAAUAGGAUCUGUCACAGAAUUUCUUUCAGUUGGUUCUCAGAGGUGUGUAUAUCUAGAAUAUAUUUUUCGUUGGGCUGUAUUGAUGGGAGAGAAAGCAAAAUCUAGGAGUGGAAAUAUAUAAUCAAAGGGAAAGAUUUCCAAGAGCAUUUCAUGGUACUUUUUUCUUUGUAAAGGUGUAAAUACUCCUUAGGAGCAGUGUCUCAUUCUCCUGGACGAGGGGUUCAUAGCUGUGUAAUUUUCCACAGCCUUCACUGAUAGAGACUUGUUCCAAGGUGUCACCAGGAAAACUGGGAACAGGCUAGAUCCAUCAGAUGAGGUGCUCUUGUCCUAGUCGGUGUUGAAUCCAUGUUCUUUGGAAAUGUAUAAUAUUUAAGCUGGAACCUUUAAAAAUAAAUUUAGGGACUUAGAGGAUUCAGGUAAUCACAAUUGUCGAUUUUUUACAUUGUGUUUAGACUUAGCUUGCUCAAAAAAAUUUAAAAUUACUUUCCUUCUUUCCUUGUUUAAAUUUGUGUUUAAAAACAGAACCUUCUUAUUUUCCAUGUAGAAGGAGAAAAAUGAUAAGGAAAAGAUAUUGAAACUGUGGUAGAUUUUUUCAGCAUCCUUAUUUCAUAUAGUUUGAAAUAAAAAAACCCAAACAAACUAAUGGCUAGGACUUGCAGUCCUACACAAAAGUAAAUUGAUUUGCAAUUUGUGGUGGUGGUUUUUUUUGGUUUUUUUUUUUUUCCCUGUGAAUGUGAUGUCAUGAUCUCUGGCUGCUUUUUUUCAUAGUUCUGUUUGGAGAUUUGCCACAGUAUUCAAGACCAGAAUUUUCCCAUUUUUCCACUAAAUGAGACUCCUAAUGACUCUUAAGUGAAGACAGAUGAUUGUGAGUCAGCAUUGAUUUACCUGAUACUUUCUUUCAAACAACCACAUUUAGUAUGACUUUUUUGUGCCCUUGUAUAAAAAUGAGUUUGGGAGAUAGGUUUUGGUUAUCAUGGUUGAUUGUUAGCUAGCUACUUCAAUGUGGCAUGACAUGAGAUGGCUUAUCCUUUCACCAGGGGGCUUAAUGUUGAAGAUUAAUUUUGUCUCUGUUUUCUCUCCUUGGAAACUGUUGCAAGUCACAUAGGAAGACACAAUUUUUUUUUGUGGUACAAUAAAAGAAGUCCCAUAGAGACAGA
This is a messenger RNA of Prinia subflava (tawny-flanked prinia), 5030 nucleotides long. Its product is annotated as interleukin-1 receptor type 1-like. NCBI's taxonomy places the organism in Eukaryota, Metazoa, Chordata, Aves, Passeriformes, Cisticolidae. The transcript is spliced from 13 exons. Gene Ontology annotation, biological process: regulation of inflammatory response; signal transduction. The record is from RefSeq and is a predicted model, not a curated record. Gene Ontology annotation, molecular function: interleukin-1, type I, activating receptor activity. Bases 966 to 2714 code for a protein of 582 amino acids.